CAUUUAUGGCAAUUACAGCCUACUUAUCGACAGUGAUUGGAAUUAUCGAGAACUUCUUCUUGGCUUUGAGCCAUUACACGGUCCCCAUUCAGGGAGCACUGCACAUGACCUGUAAAACGUCACGUGAUGCUAGAAUGCAGCCUUGCCUAGUAGGGAGUAGGUGCUCCAACAAGAUGGGUACCGGUCCCGACACAUCAAAGGACCGGAAAUGAGGUCAGGCUUACCGCAACGUUCCACCACCUCAACUUCUUUUCUCUCUUAAGAGGGCUACUACUGGGAACCAGGCUGCAUACAUUCCACUUGGUCCGCCAGGCAGGAUAUCCGAGCUAAGGAGAGACGGGGAGAGGGAUAUCCGGACGUCUGGAUUGCCGACGAACUGUUGGAUCCCAUGCACUCGGGGUGAUAUUAGUACACGAAAGAGAUUGUCGGUAAUUUUACUCUUAUGAUAGCUACCUGGUAGUCAUAGUGACGUCG
This is a messenger RNA of Aspergillus welwitschiae, 474 nucleotides long. RefSeq lists its product as uncharacterized. NCBI's taxonomy places the organism in Eukaryota, Fungi, Ascomycota, Eurotiomycetes, Eurotiales, Aspergillaceae. The coding region runs from base 6 to 212 and encodes 68 amino acids. The transcript has a single exon. The record is from RefSeq and is a predicted model, not a curated record.